Linum trigynum is the source of this 1551-nucleotide messenger RNA. The record is from the annotation of a GenBank genome assembly. Lineage: Eukaryota; Viridiplantae; Streptophyta; Magnoliopsida; Malpighiales; Linaceae.
AUGGAAAACCAAGGCAUCACCGAUUUACUCCAAAAAACUGAAUCGCUUGGCAUCUCUGACUCUAUCCUUCGUUUCAAACCAAAAAAGAGCGAGAAAGAAAACAAUCAUUGUGAGAUUUUGGUGGGCAAGCUGCUCACGGAGAAAAAAUUCAAUGAAGGUACCAUGGAACUCACCUUGAGUAGGAACUGGAGGGCGAUCAGGCAACCCGCUGUCACGGAAAUAGCGCAAAACACUUUCGUCAUCUCCUUCAAGACCCGGGAAGACAAACUGAAGAUCUGGGAGUCCCGUCCCUGGAAGAUUGCCGACGCUCUCCUCAUUCUGCUUGACAGGAGAGAUAAAGGCAAAAUCAAAUUAGAGGAGCUGAACUUCAACAGAACUCUAAUUUGGGUUCAAAUCCACAACUUCCCUGGAGAACUCAGAUCGGAGGAAAACAUCGCUACUCCCUUGAAUGAAAUCUUCAAAGAGAUUGUCAGGGGAGAUGAGAUGGGAGUUGCAGAGGGGCGCUACGUCAGCUUCAUUAGGGUCCUGGUAGAGAUCGACCUCUCAGAUCCUGUCUCUCCUGGAUUCUACCUCCAAGACGACUCACCCCCGGACAUCUGGGUUGAAUUCAAGUACGAGCGUCUCCCUGCCAAUUUCUGCUACUGCUGCGGCCGCAUUGGCCACUCCCAGCUCCUUUGUCGCUACCCAGAAGACAAAGUUGAAGGCCGCUACGGAGACUGGACCCGAGCCGGCCACCACUCCCCUCCGUCCCCCCUUUCGAUCUCUAACAAGAGCACCCCUGGUACAGGUGAAAGCAAAACUGGCGACAACUUCACCAUGGAAGGAGACCGCUCAGUCGGCCGGUUGCUGGACGGUAGACUCGCCGGAGGCCGAGGAACCCAAGGAAGAGAGAGGAAAGCUGUGGGAUGUGUCAAAUCUAAAACCCCAUCCCACGUGGGUACAACAGAUACUUCGGCUGAAUCGCCAAAUGAAAGUGGAGGAGUUCCACCGGGUUUUGGGCAUCCUAGUCCACCUAACCUAGUGGGUCAGCUCUAUAACAUGAAGAAAGCGAUGGACUGUUCCCCAUACAUACCAAGGAAGCUUUUCCCAGAUUCCUCUGACUCUGACAAAGGGUUAGGAGGAAACCUCCACUGGCUUGAGCAGGGACAAGGGUCGGGUGCUAGGUGUGGUGAAGCCAACUUUGUGGGCCCUGAGACAGAAAGCCCAUUGCCAGCACAUUUCAACCCUUUGAUGGGCCACCAAGGGUUUUAUCCCAGCCCAAAUUAUCUUAACAUGCUGCAGGAAAAUAUGGUGUCAUUCCAGGCCCAUCAUCCCUACAUGAUGUGGGAUAAAUCCCAAAUUGAAGCCCAAUAUUUAAGUCCUUGGGGUCUUCGGAAUGAGCAGCCUAGAAAGAAAAUCAAAGCCAGCAGAAAGAGGAAGACAAGAGUCUCCAUUCAAGAGCAGCAGGAGCAUAAUCCCCUGCAAAAUGAAGGCAAUGGGGAAGGUACUGAUCCUAGGAUGGAUUCUGCAGAGGUGUUGGUGGCCAACCAAAAGCCACCAGGGGGUCCAUGA